Messenger RNA from Rana temporaria (common frog), 2608 nucleotides. It is a transcript of the gene KBTBD7, whose product is annotated as kelch repeat and BTB domain containing 7. Gene Ontology annotation, molecular function: protein binding. The record is from RefSeq and is a predicted model, not a curated record. The transcript has a single exon. NCBI's taxonomy places the organism in Eukaryota, Metazoa, Chordata, Amphibia, Anura, Ranidae. The coding region runs from base 118 to 2037 and encodes 639 amino acids.
ACUAUGAGCGCUCACGCCCCUCCCGGUGUUCUGUGCCGGCACCAUGUGACCUGCGCGCUGACGUCACGCGGCCGACGUUGACAGGAAGGAAGUGGUGUGAGUGAGGCGCUCGGUGUCAUGUCUGGUCUGGGGGUGUCGAGUUUGUUCUCCGGUCCGGAGGUUCUGGAGGACUCGUCUCACGCCUCGUCUCUUCUAGCUCAGCUGAAAUCGUUCUAUGACUCGCAGCUGCUGUGCGAUGUCACCCUCCGUGUGCUGGGAGGGGGCCCCGAGGAGCCGGAGAGUAGCCGGAGCUUCCUAUGUAACCGUAAUGUACUGUCUGCGGCCUGCCCGUACUUUAAGAGCAUGUUCACCGGGGGGCUGUAUGAGAGCAAGCAGCAGGAGGUCACCCUGCAUGACGUCAGCCCAGAGUCCAUGGCCCUAAUCAUUGACUACUGCUAUACAGGCCGAGUCACCGUCACCGAGGGAAACGUCCAGCGCCUCUACGCCGCUGCCGACAUGCUGCAGCUGGAGUACGUACGGCAAGCCUGUGCCAACUACCUCGCCCGCCGCCUCGACCUUCACAACUGUGCCAGUAUCCUCCGCUUCGCGGAUGCCUUUGACCACCCCGAGCUUAGGUUGCGCUCCCUCGCCUUCAUGGCACGCCACUUUGAGCAGCUCGCCCUUGGGGAAGAACUUUGUGAGCUGAGCUUGGCCCAGCUGAAAGCGGUCCUGAGCAUGGACAACCUGGACGUGGGCAGCGAGAGAGUGGUGUGCAACGCCGCCCUGCGCUGGCUGGAGGCCAAUCCCAAGGAGGCGACUGAUGGGUGCCAGGAGGUCCUGGCCUGUGUCCGAUGGCAGCACUUCACAGAGAAGGACCAUGUGUAUCUGGAGGGCCUCAGGGCCAAGCCAUUGGUGCGCAAACAGUGCUUGCACUAUCUGGACUCCAUCCUACCAGGCAAGGAGGAUAAACACGCCGCCUGCAUGCUACCGUGCCAGGAGAGUAGUCCGCUCCGCAGAAUCGGCAUGAUAGCCAAGGAAAUGGUCAUCUUCUUUGGUCACCGUAAGGAGCCCUUCUUGUGCUAUGACCCUUACUCAGGGGACAUUUACACCAUGCCUUCUCCACUGACCAACCUAGCGCAUGGCAAAGCAGUGACCUCAUCUGCUGUAUGCGUCUCCCCAGAGAAUGACUUGUACUUGGCCACUCAACCUAUGAAGCAGCUUUGGGUUUACAGCCCCGUCCAGAACAGCUGGCAACUCCUAGCAGAAAGGCUGCUGUGCCGAGAAGGUAUGGAUGUGGCUUACCUCAAUGGUUACGUCUAUAUUGUAGGCGGACGUGACCCAUCGACCGGUGCCAAGAUCAAAGAUGUGGAAUGCUACAGCGUGCAGAGGAAUCAGUGGGCGCUGGUUGCUCCGGUGCCUCACUCUUUUUAUGCCUUUGAACUGGUGACCUGUAAUGACCAUUUGUACGCUAUCAGUAACAAAAGAAUGUUAUGCUAUGACCCUUCAUGUAACCAGUGGCUCAACUGUGCCUCUUUAAAGAGAUGCGACUUCCAGGAAGCCUGUGUCUUCAAUGACGAAAUCUACUGCAUAUGUGACAUUCCUUUGGUGAAGGCCUACAACCCAGCCAGGGGAGAGUGGCGACGGAUCAGCCCCAUACCCGCUGAAGGGAACACCAACAAUUACCAGAUUGUAAAACAUGGUUCCAAACUUCUGCUUAUCACUACUACCAUUGUUCAGUGGAAGAAGAACCGUGUGACUGUUCAUGAGUAUGAUUUGACCAACGAUCGCUGGGUGAACAUCGGCACCAUGUUAGGUCUUCUUCAUUAUGACACAGGCUUCAUUUCCCUUUCUGCCCGUGUCUACCCAUCUUGCUUGGAGCCAGGGCAAAGCUUCAUCACCGAGGAGGAAGACGUACGCAGCGAGUCGAGUACCGAUUGGAUGGAUGGCUUUAGCGAGUUGGACUCUGAAUCAGACAGCCUCAGCUCGUUUUCAGAGGAUGAGUGGCCAAGGGUGGCAGUGGUAAGGCCACCACGGUUAUAUAUUGAUGACUCUUUCUAAUCCCAAAUAGAAGAAGCAAUAUUUAUAUUUCCUAUCAAAGCUCCUACGUGCCGCGGGGUAAAGGGUUUGCGUAUGAAAGAGAAAACAUGCUGAGAUGCUGCACUACUUGAAAUGAUAACUUGUAACACUUCCUCAAACUUCUACAUCAUCCACUGGGUGCCCUGUGUUUUGUGUACAUUUCCUUUGCUUCCUUUGUUAAACAUUACACUGUGACCGUUUUUGUUCUAGAUUAGAAACAUUUGUUUGACCAAAAUGAAAACUUUUUUUUGAAGUAUAGAUUAUUAUUAACAUUACUCAUGGUCAUGUCUAAUUUUUUGGGCAUUUCAGGACAUUGAACAUGUUCUUUUUUGCUUGUCAAAUAAUUUUAAGUAGGUUUUAUUUAUUUUUUCAAACUUUUGAGAUAAACAGUGUUAAAAAUUUAUGUUGACAAAUUAGAAAAUGUUCUUUUUUUUUUUUUUUUUUGGGAGAGGGGAGCACAAUUUGUCCUACAACUUCAUAGCAAUAAAAACAAGGAUUGACGGAAUUAUACAUGUUGUGGCUAAUAUGGCCUCCAACAACCGCCAAAACCAAA